Verticillium nonalfalfae is the source of this 2298-nucleotide messenger RNA. RefSeq lists its product as uncharacterized. The transcript is spliced from 2 exons. The record is from RefSeq and is a predicted model, not a curated record. The coding region runs from base 1 to 2298 and encodes 765 amino acids. Lineage: Eukaryota; Fungi; Ascomycota; Sordariomycetes; Glomerellales; Plectosphaerellaceae.
AUGUCGCCGCCUCGCCGCCGCUCGGCCCGGUUGGCCAGCGCGUCAACGCCAAAGCCCAAGAAAGUAUCUCAACUAUCGUCGCUUACCGAGCGCGAUGAGACGCCAGAAGAGGUGGAAUCGACGAGCCGCGAUGGCGUCGCCGCCUCGCCACACCCUCAACCUGCCACACCUGCCUCGUCCGCUCUGAAGCCUCCCAUGUCCGAAAUGCACCCAAGCAAGGUUCACCCCACAGCCACUGGCCCCUCCGAGACCUGGCUUGGAUUCAGGGACAUCAAAUCUGCCAACGUCGCCCGUGGCAAGUCUGCAAUGAACCCGCAGGCCACACCGUCAAGGCUCAGCGGAGUCCCCUCCUCCUCAUUCACGUUCAACGUGACCAGCCCAGCCGGCGAAACCGGCCUCAGCACUGAUGCUCAGCGCAUGAUGGCCGACCUGCGUGAAGAGGCAGCCAAGAUCAAGGCCGACCUCGUUGCGAAGCGGGAGCUGGAGAAGCUGGAUGAACAAGUCAAUGGACGGAAGAUUGCCAGAGCCAAAGGCAAGUCUGGGCGCUUCAGCGCUGCUCACAUGGAGGAGUUUAAAAAGAUGGAUUCGAUUGAGGGUCAUGCCUCUGCCUUCCGCGCUCAACCCGGUCGCUUCACGCCUGUCAAGAAGUCUCUGAAGCGCACCUCUUCCAAGGCGAACCUGGAAGACACUCCCAAGUCGACCCUCCACCGGUCGCCCUCCAAGAACGACCUCCAGAGCACCCCGAGCCAGGCCGUCUCUGGCCUCAAACGCACCUCCUCGAAGGCCAACCUGGACGAACGCACUGAGAAGCAGCCUCUCGGCACUACACCCUCGAAGCUGCGUGCCUUUGCGCCUCAGCCUCAACCCUCACCCUCCCCGGUUAAGCGUGUUCGACAGCAGAUUGAAGAUGACGCGUCCAGCCGCCGACCAAUCUCCAGGGAUGGAAGCUCUCUCCCUCGCCCCACGUCUAGCAGUAACGCCUCGGCUAGUCUGGCGCGUUCAAGCAGCACUUUGACUUCAACGACGAGCCCCGGCAAGGCCACGGCGGCCCGGACGGGUCUCCCUAAGAUAUCCCAGCCUGCUCUGACCAAGUCCCCAAGCAAGGCAUCUCUCAGUGGCCUGACACAGUCGACAACUAAGACAGACCUGGGAGAGCUGACCAAAUCUCCCUCCAAGCCUGCCGCUACACACGACCUCGCUACUCUGUCGAGGACUGUUGAACUGAAGCGACGAAUCGUGAGCCCUGGUAGAUUCGAGCGUGUCAAGUCGAUUUUGCGCGGUGGCAAAUCGCCCGCUCAGCCUGCAAAGAGUGCAAUUCCUCAGCCUUUCGCUGGUGUUUCGCAGACACCUGGUCCCCGAAUCCUCGACAAGCCGCUCCCGGCUGUACCUUUUACCACGCCGCGCAGGAAGCUAUUCAAGCGGGUCGAAUUUACGCCCGAUAGCAAGGACACCCCGAGCAAGAGUCGCGGCGAGGUCAGCUACCCCAAUCUCGAUGCUAUUCUGAGCCGUAUGAACGAGCCCGAGAGUCGUGGCGCCGCCGGAGAGAUCAAGAGCCCGCUGCCAGCCUCUCCCAACAAGAGAGAAGAAAAGGCUUCUGAGGUUCCUACUGUUCCUGGCGCUUUCACGUUCCGUAGCGAACGCACUGCUCGCUUCGGUACUGGAUCUCCUGCCGGCUUCGGCUCUUCGCCUGGACAGCUCAGUGUCCGACAGGUUCGAGCCUCGAUCACUCCAGUCGAGGAAAUGCCCGGUAGUUUCCCAGAAAACGCCGACCUUCCACGGGCCACUCACACCAGCAAGACACCGGUCAAGUCCAUGACGGCUGGCAUCAAGCACGGUCUAACCAACGAAAAGCGAGCGCGCACCAACACAGAGCCAUUCGUAUUGAAUAAGGAAGGCACCACACCAGCUAAACUCGUCUUCGAAGGUGUACCGCACGGCCUGCCCAACGAGAAGCGGGCUCGCACGCACGUCGAGCCUUCUCACCCGAACAAGGAGAACAAAUCGCCCGUCAAGAUCCUCACUGGAGUUGCCCAUGGUCUUGCCAACAAGAAGCGUGCCAGGGCCACCGAAGAUGAUGAACCUGAUGUCGACCAGGAGGGUGCCGACCGCGGUGGCAAGAGGCGCAAGGCUGAACCUGCACCCCACCCUCGUGUUUUGGGAACUCCCAAACUGGCGCGCAGCACCCCGAUUCCCAGUCCUCAAAAGGUGUCGGCGGGAACGCCCAGCCCUGUCAAGAAGCGGGCCGGCAUCAGCAUGAGCCGUUUGCACAUGCUUUCUCAGCCCAAGCUGCGUCGCUGA